AUGGGGGGCUCUCAGUCCACAAACACCCCUUUAGAGUGUAUGCUACAGCAUUUUGUCGAAGGCUUUGUUGGGAACCUUGGGGAAUAUGACCAGACCCCGGGGUUGUUGCGAAUAUUUUGUGAAUCCGAAUGGCCCACCUUCGGGGUCGGGUGGCCUCCUGAGGGGACCUUCUCAGUUGAUAUAGCACAACAGGUGCAUAGCAUAGUGGUGACCCCGCCAGGAGACCACCCAGACCAAUACUCUUAUAUUGACUCAUGGCUCAGCCUGCUCCAAAACCCUCCCCCUUGGUUGAAACAAUGCAUGAAGGCAACUAAGACCGUUCUGCUGUUAAAACCAAGGGGAAAGCCUACGAAGGGGGGGAGUAGUCGUUGUUCACGAGCAAUUGGCAAUGCAUCCCAUCAAGAUCAGUUAGAAAUGAGCAAGCGCCAGCAGCUGGUGCCAAAACCACAGCCUGAAAAACUGAAGCCGAUUUUUCUCCCUUCAGAUCAGGCCGAUUGUGAGUGGCCCCCUCCCUAUGUCCCUGCCGUGCCUCCACUGGGACCCCAGCAACAACAUGUUCCCAUGGCACCCCUUGCUGCGCCCCCGCCAAGCCCAACCCCGGCUCAAUCUGGCGCCCGCCCGGCCCUUGGCGCACCAGAGAGAACCGUUAGAACGCACCAAAUGACCACUAGGUCCCAGGUGUCGCCUGCCCUGGCUCGGGAAUUCCAGGGAUGGCCGGGGUACUCAUGGAAGGCCCCAUGGAGCCCCACUAUAUCCAGCAUUCAGGGCAGAAAAAGCCGAGAGAGAUCCAAUUCCCUUACGGGCCCCCUUGAUUUCAGCCCGGGCUGUGCAGUACGGGUAAAGACCCAGCCGGCGGAGAAUGAGGAAGUGGCCCCGCCUGAGGGCGCGGCGGCUCUGCCAUCUCCUGGCUCUCCACUGCACCCCUCUGAGGCUCAAGUGAUGCCCUUGCGGCAGAUUCAGACACCUCAGUUCUUGGGUGCGGGUGGACAGGUCCAGGGGGGAGAGAGCCGGUAUAUUUACACUCCCUUCUCCUCGGCCGACCUUCUUAACUGGAAGACCCAUGUAGCCUCCUAUACUGAAAAACCUGAAGCGCUUACCAGCCUUCUGACCAGCAUAAUGGGCACGCAUUGCCCUACCUAUCUAGAUUGCCAGCAACUCUUUUUGACCCUCUUUACAACUGAGGAGCGGCAACGUAUUUUCAGAGCCGCUAAAAAGAAAGCUGAAGAAGCCACUCCCGCCGAUGCAGCGGACCGCGCCCAGUGGCUAGCGGAGAGCUUCCCUGACGCUGACCCUAGUUGGGACCCAAAUGACACAAACCACAUGAGACUGUUAAGGGCAUAUAGAGGCUAUUUGCUGGCCGGAAUGCAGGAAGCUGCCAAAAAGGCCACCAACAUGAGUAAGAUUGCUGAGGUCCUCCAAAGACCAGACGAGGCCCCCGGAGCUUUCCUUGAGCGCCUCUACGAGGCUUACCGACUAUACUCGCCCUUUGAUCCAGAAAAAGCCGAGAAUCAGCGGAUGGUUAACUGUGCCUUUGUUAGCCAGUCGGCUGGUGACAUUAAGCGAAAGCUCCAGAAGCAAGAGGGUUUCGCAGGCAUGAACAUCAGCCAGCUGUUAGAGAUAGCCCAGAAAGUGUUUGUCAACCGGGAGCAAGAGGCUAAAAGGGCAGAAGACAAAAAGAUUAAGAUGAAAGCCGCCCUGCUCGCUGCCGCCAUAGGGGAAUGCACUGGAAAUCAGGGACCCCGAGAAGGCAGGCGAGCCCGGUCCGGACCCCGACCCCAGACCGGACCCGCAGGGCCGGGCCCCAUGCGCCCACCCUUGGCCCGCAAUGAGUGCGCCUUUUGCCGGGAAUUGGGCCAUUGGCGCGAAUCCUGCCCGAAAAGAAACCAAAUGGCCCCGCCCAGACCCUUGGUCACGAUGAAAGUAGGGGGCCAGGAACUGUCUUUUAUGAUUGACACUGGGGCUGAAUUUUCCGUAGUAAAUACACAAAUUGCACCUGUUACCAAGCAAACUGUGCCCAUUGCCGGGGCCACGGGACGCGCAGGGCCCAGACCGUUCCUACAGGAGCGAAUUUGCAACUUGGGAUCCCAUCUUGUCCAGCAUAAGUUCCUGUACGUUCCUGAGUGCCCCGUACCGUUGCUAGGGCGAGACAUCCUGUCCAAACUACGGGCAGCCAUUCACUUCGAGAAAGAUGGGCGAGCCACCGUGGCAUUCAACACUGAUCCAGCAGGAAUGUAUGUGCUGACCUGCCCCCUCGAAGAGGAAUGGAGAUUGUUCCAGAAUCCCCCGACUGCCACUUUGUCGGACGAAUGGGCUUCCAUAGUUCCAGGCGUCUGGGCCGAAGACAAUCCACCAGGCUUGGCCCGAAAUCACGCCCCAAUCACUAUUGAACUUCAACCGGGUGCCCAGCCUGUCCGCCUACGACAAUACCCCAUCCCAUGGAAAGCCAUAGAAGGCAUCCAGAAGCAUCUGGACAGACUGCUGAAGUACGGCAUCCUCAAAGAAUGCCAGAGUCCAUGGAACACUCCACUGCUGCCGGUCCAGAAGCCAGGUACCGGAGAGUUUAGGCCAUGCCAGGACCUUCGAGCAGUAAACAAGAAGACGGUCACCCUUCACCCAGUUGUGCCAAACCCUUAUGUAUUAUUGGGACUGGUGCCACAGCAAGCUGACUACUUUUCUGUCUUGGAUCUUAAAGAUGCUUUCUUCUGCCUCCGCAUUGCCCCCGCAAGCCAACCCAUUUUUGCGUUCCAGUGGCAAGAACCAGGUACUGGGAGGAAGCUUCAGUAUACGUGGACCCGACUGCCGCAGGGAUUCAAAAAUAGCCCUACUCUUUUCUCUAACGCACUGGCACAAGACUUGCAAGACUUUGAUGCGGCCCCAGGACAAUGUGUUUUGAUCCAAUAUGCAGACGAUCUGCUGAUUGCCGCGCUUGGCCAGGACCGUUGCUAUCAGGCAACCCUCGAACUUUUAGACUUGUUGUGGAAAGCCGGCUACAAGGUGUCCAGGGAAAAGGCCCAGCUGUGCCAAGCUGAAGUGAAGUAUUUGGGAUUCCAUGUCUCUCAAGGAACCCGAGCACUGGGACAUGAACGAAAAGAAGCCGUCUGCGCCCUCCCCGAACCCACCUCCAGACGUCAAGUGAGGGAGUUUCUGGGUGCAGCAGGGUUCUGCCGAGUAUGGAUCCCCAACUUCGCGCUGAUCGCCAAACCCCUCUAUGAAGCUACAAAGGGGGGAGAGAAGGAACCAUUCCUGUGGACGCCGGAACAGACGAAUGCUUUCAAAGAACUGAAGCGAUUACUGAUGGAAGCACCCGCCUUAGGGCUGCCAGACGUGGAGAAGCCCUUCACUCUCUUUGUCCAUGAGCGAAAUGGAGUGGCUAUCGGAGUUCUGACCCAAGCUUUGGGCUCUUGGCAACGACCAGUUGCCUAUCUGUCAAAGCAGCUGGACUCAGUAGCCAAAGGAUGGCCCGGCUGCCUUCGUGCCAUUGCAGCCGCGGCUGAACUCAUCAAAGAGGCCGACAAAUUGACUCUAGGGCAAGAACUCGAAGUCAAAGUACCUCAUGCUGUUCUCACCUUAAUGGACUACAAAGGAAACUAUUGGUUCACGAAUAGUCGAAUGACCAAGUAUCAAGCCAUGAUGUGUGAAAAUCCAAGACUUCGACUGACUGUUACAGGUACUCUAAAUCCUGCAUCGUUGCUCCCAAUCAGUGACCAGCCUGUCGACCACGACUGCAUCCAAACCAUGGACGAGGUAUACUCCAGCCGCCCUGAUCUGACUGAUGCACCUUUACCCAGUCCGGACGUCGAGUACUACACCGAUGGGAGCAGCUACGUCCAAGAUGGGCACCGCUACGCUGGAUACGCUGUCGUCACGCACCAAAGCACUGUUGAAGCACGACCACUGCCGCCAGGAACGUCUGCUCAGAAGGCCGAACUGAUCGCCCUCACUCGAGCUCUGGAAUUGGCGGAGGGAGUGACUGCCAACAUCUACACAGACUCCAAAUACGCUUUUCUGACUUUGCAUGCUCAUGGGGCACUCUACAAAGAAAAAGGACUUAUGAACUCGGCAGGAAAAGCUAUCAGGUACAGCGCUGAGAUUUUGAGGUUACUGGAGGCUGUAUGGGCUCCACGAAAGGUCUCUGUGAUGCACUGCCGGGCCCAUCAAAAACCCCUAAGCCCUGUAAGUAUAGGAAACCGAAAAGCAGAUGAAGCUGCAAAACAAGCUGCCAUGCAAGACGUAGACAGGAGUGAGGAGCUGGUGUGUCCCAUCUUCCAGGUCCCACUGGCUGAAUGGACCCCCAGAUAUAGUGCGGCCGAGGAAAGCUGGGCCACAGCCCAGGGCACCCCCCAGGUACGUGUGCAAGGAUGGAUUCAGUUGCCCGAUAAGCGUUUGUUCGUGCCUGAAGCCUUGGCCUGGCCCUUAGUGGUUCAGGCCCACGAGGGAACGCAUUUUGGGAAAACUGCCUUGGCUGAGCUAUUGGACAGGCAGCUGUACAUUCCGAAACUGCAUAGCUUAUGUGAAAAGGCAGCUCUCAGAUGUGUUCCCUGUGCACGUAACAACCCCAGACAAGGUCCCAGCCAUCCCCCGGGGAUCCAGCACACAGGGACUACCCCCUUUGAGUGUAUUAUUACAGAUUUCACUGAAAUGCCCAGGUCAGGAUGCUGGAAGUAUUUGCUUGUAUUUGUGUGUACCUAUUCCAACUGGAUAGAGGCCUUCCCCACCAGAACUGAAAAAGCGGCCGAGGUGGUAAAGCACUUGCUAAAAAGCAUUCUCCCAUUCUGGGGUCUUCCGGUGACUAUCGGAUCCGAUAACGGUCCAGCGUAUAUCCAUAAGGUGGUUCAAGAGGUAUCACGGGUAUUACAUAUUGAUUGGCGACUCCAUGCCGCAUAUAGGCCCCAGUCAUCAGGAAAAUGCGAGCGAGCUAACAGGUCAAUAAAAGCUCAAUUAUCAAAACUAUGCCAAGAAACAAGCUUAAAAUGGCCAGAUGCGUUGCCAAUCGCUCUGUUUAGGCUCCGAUGUUUGCCUAAGAAAGGUUUAAAACUCAGUCCUUAUGAAAUUGUUUUUGGGCGACCCCCUCCGAUUGUAAAGGGAAUAAAAGCCGACCCAGCACAGAUAGGGAACCUUGUGUGGUUUCAGGAGAUACAGUCAUUGGGAAAAGCAAUGAAUGCUGUGUCAAAAUAUGUCUUAGAAACUCUGCCCCUGCAGGUCCAUAAUCCGGUCCACCCGUUCCAGCCUGGCGAUACAGUGUGGGUCAAGGUCUGGAGAUCACAACCACUCCAGCCGAAGUGGAGAGGCCCGUUUACUGUUCUGCUCUCUACCCCAACUGCGAUAAAAGUCCAGGGGCUGCCCAGGUGGAUCCAUUGGACACAUGUAAAGCGAGCCGCUCCAGAUUGGCAGGUGCAGCCGGUUCCCGGAGAUGGACUAAAACUAAGAUUCUCUAGAACUUAA
Messenger RNA from Heteronotia binoei (common prickly gecko), 5442 nucleotides. RefSeq lists its product as uncharacterized. The coding region runs from base 1 to 5442 and encodes 1813 amino acids. Gene Ontology annotation, biological process: proteolysis; DNA integration; virion assembly. Gene Ontology annotation, molecular function: nucleic acid binding; RNA-DNA hybrid ribonuclease activity; zinc ion binding. NCBI's taxonomy places the organism in Eukaryota, Metazoa, Chordata, Lepidosauria, Squamata, Gekkonidae. The record is from RefSeq and is a predicted model, not a curated record. The transcript is spliced from 2 exons.